AUGUUUGACGGUGUCGAAGUUCUGCCACAUCCAGCCUAUAGUCCAGACGUUGCUCCAUCUGACUACGGUCUCUUCCGAUCAAUGCAGCACUUUAUGAAAGGUCGCCGAUUUGAGUCAUUCGAUGAAGUUGAAGAAGCAUGUGAAGAAUUUUUCGAUUCAAAGUCGAAGGAGUGGUACUUUGACCAAAUCCGAAAGCUUGCAGAUCGUUGGCAGAAGGUCGUGGACAAUGACGGUCUUUAUUUUGAAGAAUAG
Messenger RNA from Didymodactylos carnosus, 252 nucleotides. NCBI's taxonomy places the organism in Eukaryota, Metazoa, Rotifera, Eurotatoria, Philodinida, Philodinidae. The record is from the annotation of a GenBank genome assembly.